Phyllostomus hastatus (greater spear-nosed bat) is the source of this 2322-nucleotide messenger RNA. It is a transcript of the gene RAD18, whose product is annotated as RAD18 E3 ubiquitin protein ligase. Gene Ontology annotation, biological process: DNA damage tolerance; protein monoubiquitination. The transcript has 13 exons. Gene Ontology annotation, molecular function: single-stranded DNA binding; ubiquitin protein ligase activity. Gene Ontology annotation, cellular component: nucleus; Rad6-Rad18 complex. The record is from RefSeq and is a predicted model, not a curated record. Bases 90 to 1595 code for a protein of 501 amino acids. Lineage: Eukaryota; Metazoa; Chordata; Mammalia; Chiroptera; Phyllostomidae.
GACUGCGGCGGUAACGCAGUAGCGCGGGGAAUUUCGAGUGGCAGUGGAGCGCGGGAGGUCAGUGGGCAGUGGAGCCCCCAGGAGUAGCCAUGAACUCUCUAGUCGAACCUCGGUGGCCUCCGGGCCUGGAAGUCUUGAAGACAGUAGACGAUUUGCUGCGGUGCGGAAUUUGCUUUGAAUAUUUCAACAUCGCCAUGAUGAUCCCUCAGUGCUCACAUAACUACUGUUCUCUCUGUAUAAGAAAAUUUUUGUCCUAUAAAACACAGUGUCCAACUUGUCGUGUGACAGUCACAGAGCCAGACCUGAAAAAUAACCGCGUGUUAGAUGAACUGGUAAAAAGCUUGAAUUUUGCACGGAAUCAUUUAUUGCAGUUUGCCUUAGAGUCACCACCCAUUUCUCCUGCUUCCUCCUCUUCAAAGAACCUUGCUGCCAAAGUACACACUCCUGUAGCCUUUAGACAUUCUUUAAAGCAAGGAAGCAGGUUAAUGGAGAAUUUCUUGAUUAGAGAAGCUGGUGGUUCUACAUCGAAGUUGUUGAUGAACAAGAGUGAAAGCAAAUUCAGUCCUCAAAAAGUGGUGAGCACUUCUGCAAAGGCCAAUGAGACAUCUUCCUUGGGAAAGAGAGUUUCAGGCACCUCGGAUGCUAAUGUUCCUGAGUCACCCUCUACGUCAACUUUGAAACAAGUUACUAAAGUGGAUUGUCCUGUUUGUGGGGUUCAUAUUCUGGAAGAUCAUAUUAAUAAGCACUUGGACAACUGUUUAUCGCGUGAAGAGAAGAAGGAAAGCCUCAGAAGUUCUGUUGAGAAAAGGAAGCCGCUGCCCAAAACUGUAUAUAACUUGCUAUCAGAUCGCGAUUUAAAGAAAAAGCUAAAAGAACAUGGAUUAUCUAUUCAAGGAAAUAAACAACAGCUCAUUAAAAGGCAUCAGGAGUUUGUACACAUGUACAAUGCUCAGUGUGAUGCUUUGCAUCCUAAAUCAGCUGCUGAAAUAGUUCAAGAAAUUGAAAAUAUGGAGAAGACUAGGAUGCGUCUUGAAGCUAGUAAACUCAAUGAAAAUAUAAUGGUUUUUACGAAGGAUCAAACAGAAAAGGAAAUAGAUGAAAUUCACAGUAAAUAUCGUAAAAAACAUCAGAAUGAAUUUCAGCUUCUGGUGGAUCAAGCCAAAAAAGGAUAUAAGAAAACUAUUGAAAUGUCAAAAAAAAAAGUAACCAAAAAAGAAGAUGAAUCUACAGAAACACUAUUCUCUGUAUGCAUGGAACAGGAAGAUAAUAAAAUGAAAUUCUCAGAGAUGCCCUUGGUAAUAAACCACUUCUCUCAGUCAAAACUGGACUCCCCAGGGACCUUAGAGCCUGAUACACCUGAUGAUUGUUCCAGUUGUACGGACAUUCAGGAAGACCAUCUGUCUUCAUCAGAAUCAGAUUCAUGCAAUAGUUCCAGUUCAGACAUCAUAAGAGAUAUUCUGGAAGAAGAGGAAGCCUGGGAAGCGUCACAUAAAGACGAUCUUCAACAAGACACAGAAAUAAGUCCAAGGCAGAAUCGUCGCACACGGUCAGAAAGUGCCGAGAUGGAGCCGAGAAACAAGCGGAAUAAGAAUUAGCGUGGGCUCUGGCUGACUUUUCCAGUCAGAAUGUGGCACUUUUUCUUGCCGUAUAGAUUUCAUACUCAUAAGUGCCCAAGUAAAGGUGUUAAAUUCUAAAAACUAUUUUUAACUGAUUUUUCAUUCUUUUCUGCCUUUCUGGGAAAGAAGUAGUUAUAAAACAUCCUCACUUGGUUAGUUACCUUCUGCCUCUAGAACAUCGCUCUCUAAAAAUACUAACCUCACAUGUUCACCAGCUUUGCAGAGUACACAGACUUUGGCAAAGGUGUUUUGUUUGGCUUUGGUUAUAAAUUUAAGAAUGUCCUUAAGCCAUUCUCCUUCUCUUCCAUGGAGAAACCAGCCUCAGAAAAGGAUUCUCCAACCUUUCUACCACAUGGAGCAGUUGAGUUAAGGCCUCUGUAUUUAGAAAGACAUGAUGUCAUAACUCAUCCUUAGUGUGGGAAGCUCCCGACGCCUGGACACCAGCGUGCACCUUACAGCAGCUACAUAUGGUCAUUGUCCAAGUUUAAGGCAGUUAUUUGUCAGACCCGUGUCCAGCACGUUACUUGGAUGUUAAUAUUGUAAUGUGAAGUCACAAACAAUAAAUUUAAAACAUACGGGCUUAGUCUUCAGAAAUGGCACUGAAAAAUGAUUAUUGUUAGUUUUUCUUUUCACUUGGAUGAAUUGAAUUUUUAACACUUUGAAUCCCAGCUAUUAAAAAGAAUGUGCAAUAAAUGGAUUUUGUAAA